UUACGUUGUAACUUUGAGGAUCUGCACGACGCGCUUAGCCCAUUGAUUCGAUAUAUAGUCUUUGGAAAGAUGACGGAUAUCUAUUGUAUCUCCUGUAAACAGUUGUCUGAUGAUAAUCACCGAAAUGUGUUUGAUGAAAAAUUGUUGCUUAACUUACAAGAAAAAAACACACAUGAGAAAUCUGACGGAUAUAUGACACUGAGGGAUGCUAUCGAAUUAAUUACUGGUCAUACAAUAUCAGAGAUAGAUAAUGCAAUUUUGUGUAACAAAUGCUUUUAUAAAGUGGAAUCAUAUAUAAAAUUCCGUUCUCAACUUGUUGCUUCAUUUGGAAAAUUAAACAUCCAAAUAUCAGACUGUGAUUCACUAAAUUUAACAAGUGUGGAUACUACGAAUACUUCACUAAUCUCUAAAAUAACUACUACAGAAUCAGAAAUAUUCAAGGAGAUAAUAAACAUCAAUGAAAACAGUGUUUCCUCAAACUGUAGCAUUAAUGUAGAGCUAUCGAGUAACGAGACGUCAUUAUGUUUAUCAGAUUUCCAUCAUUAUGUUGAUAAUGUCUCUGAUGAUGUCAGUGAUAUUGAUGAUUAUUUGAAUGUUGAUAUAUCUCAUUCAAAGAUUCAGAAGAGUGAUAUAGAAUCAGAUAUAAAUGUAUGUUCUUGCGAAGACGAUGAAGUAUUAGAAUUACCUGUCGAAUAUAAACACAGUGAAGUUAUCAAUAUCAGUUCAACAGAAUCAGAGGAAGAUUACGAUUAUGGACCAACUUUCAAAAAAAUUAAGCUUUCCAAUCGAAUUUCAUCUCCAGUGAUAUCAUCUUAAUGUAAUAAUUUAUGAAGAUUGUACAUAAUUGUAUGUUUAAUAAGUAUAAGAUAGAUCGAUUGAAGAAAAAAUUUUUUAAUAAUUCAAUUUCAAAUGUUAUAUGCAUGACAGACUUAGAAAUAAAUACGUCACCAUUUAAAAAUAGCAAUCAAAAGAUAUUAUAAAAAGUAUAUAGUGUCUAUACAUAUACAUAUAUGUGUUGUGCACCGUCAGGUUUUGAGAUAGGGAAGCACCAAUAAUUAAUUGCUCUGUAUAUAUGCUUAAAUAUAAUAUAUAUCGAAUAGUGCAUCCUAUUUUGUGUAAUUUAUAAAUUUAUGUUA
Messenger RNA from Trachymyrmex septentrionalis, 1136 nucleotides. RefSeq lists its product as uncharacterized. NCBI's taxonomy places the organism in Eukaryota, Metazoa, Arthropoda, Insecta, Hymenoptera, Formicidae. Bases 70 to 816 code for a protein of 248 amino acids. The record is from RefSeq and is a predicted model, not a curated record. The transcript is spliced from 4 exons.